Molecule: messenger RNA, 2150 nt
Organism: Tilletiaria anomala UBC 951
Lineage: Eukaryota; Fungi; Basidiomycota; Exobasidiomycetes; Georgefischeriales; Tilletiariaceae
Product: carboxypeptidase S
Exons: 4
Coding region: 96-1919 (607 amino acids)
Cellular component (GO): fungal-type vacuole lumen
Molecular function (GO): metallocarboxypeptidase activity
Source: RefSeq, a predicted model, not a curated record
GUCCUCGUGGUCAAGGAAGAUCGCGGGGCAGCAUCGGCUGCAGAACUCUGUGACACCAGCAAAGCUUGGCCAAAUCUACCGGGCACGCGUGCACCAUGGAGAAAGCUCACUCGCGCGACCUUCUCCCCGUCACGACGGCGUGUAGCUACGGUACGCGCAGCCGCAGCUCCUCCUGGCGCAACUUGGCCUUCUACGUCCUCCUCAUUGCUGUAGGCUGGGCCCUCUCGCAGCCAGCCUCCUUGGAGCUCUCGAGUCUUCACCGUGUAGCGAGGACCGCCGCAUCUGAUCUGGACCUGCUCGUGUCGGACUACCUCCCACUGUCCGCAGCGCAAAAGCAUCGCGUGCCCAAGUGUCCCGCUCAGCCUGCUGCGUUGGCUCCAGCGAUCGAUUGGCGGCCCGACCUCAACGACACGUGGCUCUCCGAGUCGGCUGCCCGCCUUGGCGCCGCUGUGCAGAUCCCGACGAUCAGCUACGAUGGCAUGGGCGAGCCAGGCGAGGACACGCGCUUUCAGGUGUUCGCAACGUUCCACGAGCACCUCGCAUCCACCUAUCCCUUAAUUCAUGAAAGAUCCGAGUUGCGAAAGAUCAACACCUGGGGUCUGCUGUACAAGGUCGCUGGCACUGACGCGAGCCUGAAGCCGAGUCUACUAGCCGCACAUCAGGAUGUGGUGCCCGUGCCAGACGAGACGCUUGACCAGUGGGAACACCCGCCGUUCAGCGGCUACUACGAUGAGCAGAAGGGCCUUGUUUGGGGUCGCGGCAGCUCGGAUGAUAAGGGCAUGCUGGUCGCUGUCAUGGAAGCCGCCGAGUAUCUGCUCGCCGAAGGCUGGGCGCCGAAGCGCACGCUCUACAUCCUCAGCGGCUUCGACGAGGAGGUAGGCGGCGGCCGAGGUGCGAUGGAGAUCGGUCGCGUGCUGCUCGAAGAGCUCGGUGAAGAUUCGAUCGAGUUCAUCCUUGACGAGGGCGGCCUUGGCAUCGGCCAGGAGCACGGUGUCGAUGUCGCCAUGCCCGCUGUUGGCGAAAAGGGCUACCUAGACGUCAAGAUGGACGUCCGUGCGCCAGGCGGCCACAGCUCGAUGCCGCCUGACCACACCGCCAUAGGGAUCAUGUCCAAGCUGGUUGAAGCUCUUGAAGCGAAACCACACGAAGCGAAGCUCACACCUCAAAGCCCGGUCUUGACGCAUCUCAUCUGCGUCGCCGACGCGAUCGAUGCUGGCCAUGCCGCCUCGCGUCCGACUCGAAAGCAACAAGAAGGCUUCCAGCUGACAAAGAAGAUGCGCAAGUAUCUCCGCAAUCCGCGCCGCUGGCCGAGCGUCGCCAUGACGAUCGACGCGACUGGCACACGUGUGGAGCGUUUCAUCAUCAAGACGAGCCAGGCAGUUGACGUCAUCGGCGGCGGAGCCAAGGCCAACGCACUGCCAGAGUACGUCAGCGCGCUCGUCAACCAGCGCAUCAUCGAGGGGACCGAGGAGAUCAUGCAGCGCAUGGAGCGCGUGCUCAGGCCCGUGGCCAAGCGAUUCGGGCUCAAGGUCGAUGCCUUUGGCAAGGGUAGUAGCCUUCAGGAUGGCGCGCAACAAACUGGGGUCGGAGCAUCAGGGUCUCUCACACUUUCGGUGGUCGAGUCGUCCGAGCCGACACCCGCGUCGCCCACCAACACGUCGGCAUUCGCCACGCUGGCAGGCACGAUCAAACACGUCUUUCCCGGCGAAAAUGGCAGAGAGCGGCUGGUGACCCCCGUCAUCAUGACGGGCAACACUGACAGCCGCCAUCUGCUGAAACUGACGCGCAAUAUUUGGAAGUUCAAUCCGAACACCUACUCGAGCAAGUCCGCGAAGCACACGGUUAACGAGAACAUGGGGAUUCGCAGCCACGCAGAGACCGCCAGGUUCAUUCAUGCUCUGCUGCGCAACUUCGACUGAUCUACAUUCCACAAUCCAAGUGCCCCUCUUUUGCGCAAAUGGCAUGCAGCUGUAACUGUUCAUCACUACGAAUCGCAUCUCACACGACAGCCCCAGCCUAAACAAUUCGAAUUAUACCAGGGUAUGUGGUGUAGGCGACAAUACAAUACAUUCCGGAAGCCGAGUUCAAGGCUGGGAACAGGUUGCCACAUGAGAUAAUUCCUCUGGCACCAGAGUAAUGAACAGUAUGAG